Messenger RNA from Cavia porcellus (domestic guinea pig), 767 nucleotides. RefSeq names its product cysteine rich C-terminal 1 (gene Crct1). The record is from RefSeq and is a predicted model, not a curated record. The transcript has 2 exons. The coding region runs from base 108 to 437 and encodes 109 amino acids. NCBI's taxonomy places the organism in Eukaryota, Metazoa, Chordata, Mammalia, Rodentia, Caviidae.
CACUGCUCAGACUACUGCCUAUCGGUAGCAGGUGUCACCUUCCAGUUGGAGAACUGAGGGAGUCUUCCAGUGGAACCAGCAUCUGGUUUGCCUUGAGGAGCUCAACCAUGUCUCAGCAGGGUGCGUCUUCCGGCAAAGGCUUUUCCAAGGGAUCUUCCCAGGGCCCCACUCCGUGCCCUGCCCCCGCGCCCGCUCCUGUGCCCUCCCGCUCCUCUUCUUGCUGUGGAGGCUGCUGCGGUUCCGGCGUGGGCAACGGAGGCUGUUGUGGCGGAGGCUGCUGCGGAGACGCCGGCUGCUGCGGCUCAAGCUCCAACGGCUGCUGCUGCUUCCCCAGGAGGCGCCGCCGGCAGUGCGGGGGCGGCGGUUGCUGCAGGAGGAGCCAGCGAUCCCAGAGUUCCUGCAAUAACCAGAGCUCCGGCUGCUGCGGAGGCUGCUGAGCUGGCGCGAGGCCCACUGGAGCUGGGGAGCCCACGCUCAGCCCGGAGCGACUCCACUAUCACAUCCCCGCCUAGUGUGACAGCUCUGUGCGCUAGGCCUCGAGGUCAGACCUCACAGAGCUAACUGCACUUCAUGUUCACGGGCCACGCUGUUCUCAGUCCUGCAGAUCUCCCUGACCUUUCCAUGUGAUUUUUCCCGCGAGGGCCCCGAGAACCAUAAAUGGAACACUGGACUCCUAUGUGUAGGGGUUUGCACAGCAGGUGCUUAAAACAUGUUUACUGAGUUGUCCUUUGAAGAUAUCAUAAUAAAGCUUCUACCUGCUGAGACCA